Molecule: messenger RNA, 3160 nt
Organism: Actinia tenebrosa (Australian red waratah sea anemone)
Lineage: Eukaryota; Metazoa; Cnidaria; Anthozoa; Actiniaria; Actiniidae
Product: structural maintenance of chromosomes protein 6
Biological process (GO): double-strand break repair via homologous recombination
Cellular component (GO): Smc5-Smc6 complex; site of double-strand break; nucleus
Molecular function (GO): damaged DNA binding; single-stranded DNA binding
Source: RefSeq, a predicted model, not a curated record
ACUUUACCAGAAAUGAAGAAAGAAGUACAAAGACUAGAAGAAAAAUACAAAGACAUUGCUCAGUUGAAAACCAUGAAAGAACAAGUAGGAGAGCUGAAGAAAGAAAGAGUUUGGGCUGAAGUUAUUGAGCUGGAAAAAAAACUUGUUCCUAAGGAAAAAGAAGUGAAUAAUCAAAAAGAAAGAGAACCAAGAUACCAACAGAAUGUUGUGGAAUGUCAGAAUAAGAUUGCAGAAUUGGAGCAGGAAUGGCAAUCUGUCCAGGAAUCAGUGAAUCUCGUCACAGAAGAUGCAAGAAAAGUUCAGGAACAAAAAGCAGAAAUAGAUACUUGUCUGAGACAGAAGAAGMAUGUUUUCAGAGAAAAGCAGUCUAAUCUAAAAAAGCUAAAACAGGACAUGGCAUCUGUAAAAAUGGAUGAAAAGCAACUAAUUGACAAAAUCAAGGAGAUUAAACAAACCGCGAUGAGGGACUUAGAGACUGAAAGGAAUCAAAGACAGUCAGAACUGCAGUCCAAGAGAGAGGAACUGCAUGCUUCUCAGAACCAGCUAUCAACAACAACUCACCACAGGGAACAGUUAGAAAAGGCAAUAAGUAGAGGGAAAGAAAGAUCUUAUGGGUUAAGGAAUGAAGUGUCUGAUUCAAGCAGAACAGUAGAUUCCAUUAAGCGCAAUCUUCAUAAUCUCCAGAGCAGCAGAGGUGACAAAUUGAGUAUCUUUGGUGCUUGGGUUCCUGAACUGUUGAAAAGAGUCAAACAGGCUGAGAGAAGGUUUCAUCGUGUUCCGGUUGGACCAAUAGGAGCACACCUGACUUUAAAAGACCAAAAGUGGGCCCUAGCAGUGGAGUCAUGUCUCAAAGGGCUAGCAUGGGCCUUCUGCUGCCAUGACAGCCAUGAUCAACAAAUGCUGCGUCAGAUGAUGCUUCAAGUGUGUCCUAAGAACAAUGUGCCACAGAUCAUCAUCAGCAGGUUCCAGGAUCAUGUUUAUGAUGUCUCACACAAUAGGCCACGAUGUUCUUACAGCACAGUACUAGAUGAACUGGUUAUUAAUAACCCAGUUGUUGCCAACUGCCUUAUUGACCAGGCUGGUGUAGAGACUAUAUUGUUGAUACAAAACCCCAAGGAAGCCCGUGAUGUCAUGUUUUCUACACCACCACCRCAAGGAGCAAGAAUUGCAUAKGCAGGCAAUGGUGAUCAGAUCAUUGGUGGAAAUUCCGCCAAGUCCUAUGCAGCACAAAAUAGUAAUGCAAGAUAUCUACAGCAGGAUAUAGAACAGGAAAUAAGGCGUUUAGAAAGUGACCUUCGACAACRGGAGCAACACCAUCAACAGYUGCAGCGAGAGUACACUGAAUUGGAAUCAAACAUCAAUGACAGCAAGAGAGAGUUACAAAGCUCAAGAAAAAAAGCCAUGAGAGAGCAAGAAACAGUCAACCGUCUUAUGGGGGAAAUUUCAGAGUUAGAAAACUAUGAAGAGGAAGAGUUACCUGAUUUAACUACACUGGAAGACGAACGGGCAUCUUAUACCCAGCAAAUAGAAGAGUUAAAAUCACAGUUGACACAASUAGAGGAGGACUUUGAAAAGGCACAGGAAGCUGUUCAAAAACAGGAACUGAAGAAACAGCAUCACCAUGAAAAAAUGCAGGAAGUAAUGGAGAAACAUGAUCCUCUAAAGCAACAACAAGAUGAAAUCACAAUGAAAAUAGCCCAGCAGAAGAACAACAAGUCCCAUUUUGAAAAGAAGUGCAAAGAAGCUAGCGAUGCCUUUCAGAAAGCUGAGAUAGAACUCAGAAAUUUUCAGCAAYAUGUUGAGGAGAUCACAGGACAAGCUACUGAUUACUGUGAAAGAGUAGAAACGAGRAAAACUGUUAAGAGUCUGGAGACUGAAAUACACCAGAAAGAACGGAGAAUCAGGACUGAGGAACAAAAUCAUGGCAAACAUGAAGAGGUGACACAGCAAUACCAUGAAGCCAAGACCAAGUAUUUAGAAACUAAAGAAUCCAUGAAAAACUUAARGCGUUAUCACAAGCGUCUAGAGGAAGUAUUAAAAAAGAGAACGACUGCUUAUGUGGAUUAUCGCAAAUUCAUAGCUAUUCGAGCUAAGUUCUUCUUUCAAAUGAUGUUAUCCCAGCGAGGUUACUCUGGAAGAAUGAGAUUUGACCAUUCAGAGGAGAGUCUGCAGCUUGAGGUGAAUGUUGACCAAGGUACAAAGAAAGCAUCCAAGGACACCCGGUCACUGUCUGGUGGUGAGCGAUCAUUUUCUACCAUCUGUUUUAUCAUGGCCUUGUGGGAAGCAAUGGAGACUCCUUUUAGGUGYCUGGAUGAGUUUGACGUCUUCAUGGAUAUGGUAAACCGUCGUAUUAGCAUGAAUAUGAUGCUCAAGGUUGCUAAGGAACAAGAGGAAAGACAGUUUAUAUUGCUGACUCCACAAGACAUGAGUUCUAUUGGUGGWGGACGAAAUGUAAGGAUAUUCAGGCUCAGGGAUCCAGAGAGAGGACAGACCAUCAUUAAUUUCCACCAAGAAGAGCAAGAUGAUAGUUGAAUAUAAUAAUUACUAAUGUAAUCGUAACACAGAGAAGACCAAUCAGUAUCUGGACAAUGAGAUUUUACCAAUAUGUUAUUCUAAAGGUCUUCAAAACUCACAGGAUAGGAGAAUAAUUACUAUAGCUGGAAAGAGCAUGUUAAAAUUAGCAGAACUAUGAAGUUUGAAGGAAGGAAGUUCAAAACUAACCAAGMUGUGAAUUAAAAAAAUCUAAUUUUUGGUCAAAACGUUUGUCUUUGCUCAGUCCUAGCCUCAAUUUGUACAAAUGCGUUUUUUUUUCUUUCAUUAAGGUUCAUUGUAUGGYAAGCACUGUUCGAACUAUGGAACAGUACGAGUUGUUUAAAAUGCCACGGGUUUUGGUUGAAUAUAUAGCUGAGUAUUCUUACACACAACCGAGACUAAGGCUGAGCAAAGAGAACUCGAAACUUGGAGUAUUUUAACAUGCUCUUUCCAUUUAUAGUAAUUAGUUCUCUGUUUUACUAACUGAAAAACCCCAGUUAGAAAAGCUCAUUGUGUUGUAGAAAAAAAUUGUAAAAAAAUACAUUCAAUGUUGUUACUGUUCAUGUGAUUUUCUGAUAGGAGUCUGUACUUGAUUGAGGACUUCAAAUAGACCUCUUUACCAAGUGUC